This is a messenger RNA of Capsella rubella, 1443 nucleotides long. Its product is annotated as histone deacetylase 7. NCBI's taxonomy places the organism in Eukaryota, Viridiplantae, Streptophyta, Magnoliopsida, Brassicales, Brassicaceae. Bases 16 to 1248 code for a protein of 410 amino acids. Gene Ontology annotation, molecular function: histone deacetylase activity. The record is from RefSeq and is a predicted model, not a curated record. The transcript has 5 exons.
AAAAGCAGAGAGAAAAUGGAAAACGCGGCGAGCUUAGCGACGGGUCCCGACGGACGUAAACGGCGGGUGAGCUACUUCUUCGAGCCGGAGUUCGGCCAACCGAAAGAACCCUUCGCGAGCCACAUCGCUCACAACCUCAUCUUCAAACAUGGCCUCCAGCACCACAUGGAAAUCAACCGCCCAAUUCUCGCCGGCGCUUCCGAUUUCUUGCGAUUCCACACGCGGGACUAUGUCCAGUUCCUCGCCUCAGCCAAGCCGAUGUCCCUCAAGGAUCGUUCCGGCUACAUUGACGCCACUCGCUUCUUCAGCAAUAACGUGGCCCUGGCCAGGUACGGACCGUACGGUCCCGUCUUCCAUAGCAUCUUCGAUUAUUGCUGUGCGUACGUUGGCUGUUCUUUAAGCGCCGCCGCCAAAUUGAACCGUCGGGAAUCUGAUAUCGCCAUCAACUGGUCUGGCGGGAUGCACCGUGCCAAGAAUGAUAAGGGUUCUGAGUUUUGCUUCGUCAAUGACGUUGUCCUUGGGAUUCUCGAGUUGCUCAAGGCUUUCCAGAGAGUUCUCUACAUAGAUAUUGGCUGUCGCCGUGGGGAUGGAGUGGAAGAAGCAUUUUACGAUACUGAUAGAGUUAUGACUGUAUCUUUCCACACUGAUCAGGACACUUACACAUUUUUCCAAAGAAGUGAAGACAGGAGAGAGUUGUAUACUCUAAAUGCACCAUUAAAGAAUCAUCUCAAGGAUAAAAGUCUUCGCAACUUGUUCAGACCUGUUAUCACCAAGGCAAUGGAAGUUUAUCAGCCAGAAGUAAUUGUUCUUCAGUGUGGUGCUGAUUCAUUAGCUGAUGAUAUGGCGCCUAAGUUCAACUUGAAAAUCAAGGGUCACGGUGAUUGCCUCCAGUUCAUAAGAUCUUUUAAUGUUCCUCUCAUGGUCUUAGGUGGUGGUGGUUAUCAUUUUGAACUUGCUGCCCGUUGCUGGUGCUACGAGACAGCUAUUGCGGUUGGGGUUGGGGAACAACUUGAGAACGAUCUCAAAGUCAAUGAGUUUCAUUACAAGCCAAACUACAAGGAGGACUUAAACACACCAAGAGAUAUUGAGCUUAUAAGGAACGGAUUACUACGGCAACUUUCACAAAUAAUACACGUACCUAGCGUACAGUUUCAAAACACUCCACCAACCAGUCAAGCCACAGAACCGGCGGAAGUGGACAUGGAGAAGAGACAAGUUCCAAGCAAUCUGAGGCAAUCCAAGUUGUGAAUUAGAUGCUGAUGACUGAUGAGGAUUGGUAUUUUCUCAGAUAAGGCCAAUGGGGGUUAAUAUUUCAUAGGAAAGAGGAUUAUUCAUGCUUAGUUUCACCUUUUUGUGUGAGUUGUUUUACAUACAUGUAGAUAACGAAGAACGAUAGUUGUAUAAAAGCAUAGCACCUACACUAGUAAAGAACAACAUUGUGUG